This is a messenger RNA of Funneliformis mosseae, 278 nucleotides long. Lineage: Eukaryota; Fungi; Glomeromycota; Glomeromycetes; Glomerales; Glomeraceae. The record is from the annotation of a GenBank genome assembly.
AAGUAGCAAAUUAUUCAUCUAUAGGAACAGUAAUGACUUUAGAAUUUAACGAGGAAGAAUUGGUUAAUAAUUUUAUUAUUGAUGAUUCAAAUAUUACAUCUUCUAGAGAUACUUUAGUUUUAGAAGAUAUUAUUAAUCUCACUUUACCAAUUUUUGAUAUUAAUGAUAAAGAAUUACAUAGCAAAGAAAAAGAUCAAAAUAAUAUAAUUUUACCCUCCAAUUUAAAAUAUAAUCCAAAAGAUUUGGUUAAUUCUUUUCUUCAAGAAAAUUUAAAUUGA